Trifolium pratense (red clover) is the source of this 1315-nucleotide messenger RNA. RefSeq names its product transcription factor SPEECHLESS-like. Bases 189 to 1115 code for a protein of 308 amino acids. Gene Ontology annotation, biological process: guard cell differentiation; positive regulation of DNA-templated transcription; stomatal complex development. The transcript is spliced from 3 exons. Gene Ontology annotation, cellular component: nucleus. NCBI's taxonomy places the organism in Eukaryota, Viridiplantae, Streptophyta, Magnoliopsida, Fabales, Fabaceae. The record is from RefSeq and is a predicted model, not a curated record. Gene Ontology annotation, molecular function: DNA-binding transcription factor activity; protein dimerization activity.
UUUGAAGUUUUGAAAACUGAUUUGGUGUCUGUCACUCUGCUUUAUUGCUCUGCUGCCUUCUUCUGGUAUCUUGGAAUCUUCCUUUCUUUCUUUCCAUUUAUAAAACCACAUUUUCAGUGAAGUACACAACUGAAACUAUCAUAAAUCCUUCAUCAAUUUCCUUUUUCACUUUUCUCUUUAAGUACAAAAUGGAAACUCAAAAAUUUCCAAUAGAUGAUGACACUUUAUUAUUAUCUGAUAUUUUCAAUGAGACAGAGUUUGGAACAGAGGAUCUUUUUUCCAUUUUGGAAAAUUUCAAUAACUUUCCUCCCAUUAUAAAUGAGCAAAACUCAAAAACAACUUCUUCAACUGCUCUUCAAGAUUUUGAAACUGAGCUUGCUGAAACAUCACACAAAUGCAAGAGACAGAAGAUUGUUCCUAGUACUAUUGAGGAACCAAAUAACAAUGAUGGACAACCUAGAAUGUCGCAUAUCGCGGUGGAGCGUAAUCGGAGGAAGCAAAUGAAUGAGCAAUUAUCUAUCUUGAAGUCACUUAUGCCUUGCUUUUAUGUCAAAAGGGGAGACCAAGCAUCAAUAGUUGAAGGAGUAAUUGACUACAUAAAUGAGUUACAUCAACUAGUACAAUGCCUAGAAUCCAAGAAACAAAGAAAAGUUUACAAUGAAGUACUAAGUCCAAGACUAUUAAUUUCAAGUCCAAGACCUUCACCACUAAUUAGUCCUAGAACAAUUUUACCAAUUAGUCCAAGAACUCCACAUUCACAACAAUGGUUGCAACAAUGUGGUGGUUAUCUUUCAUCUGAGCCAUCUCCUACUUCUUCGGCAUCUUCCAUCAACGACAACAUCAAUGAGCUUGUCGCGAAUUCAAAGUCUUCGGUUGCUGAUGUUGAGGUUAAGUUUUGUGGUUCUCAUUUGAUUUUGAAAACAGUUUCGUCGCCAAUUCCCGGACAAGCUUUGAGAAUUAUGUCUGUUCUUGAAGAUUUAGCUCUUGAAAUUGUUCAUGCUAGUGUUAAUACUGCUGAUGAAACCAUGUUAAACUCUUUCACUAUUAAGAUUGGAAUUGAAUGUCAACUUAGUGCUGAAGAACUUGCUCAACAAAUUCAACAAACAUUCUGUUAAAGAAAGGUUUUUACUAGAUCGAGACAAGACCAAGAAUUAAUCAUUGAACAUCUCUUAUUUUUACCUUUUAACUGUUUUUGUACUUUUCAGAAGAAUAGGGUAACAAUAGAAUUUUGUUUCUUGUAUUAAUUGACUAUAGUAAGUACUGCUGGUGUAAUUGAUCAUGACUUGACUUAUUUUGGAAUUUUGUGUCAUUCUAU